This is a messenger RNA of Triticum dicoccoides, 3498 nucleotides long. Its product is annotated as putative disease resistance protein At3g14460. The coding region runs from base 540 to 3296 and encodes 918 amino acids. Gene Ontology annotation, molecular function: ADP binding. The record is from RefSeq and is a predicted model, not a curated record. Lineage: Eukaryota; Viridiplantae; Streptophyta; Magnoliopsida; Poales; Poaceae. The transcript has a single exon.
UUGUUUUCCGUCUCUCGAUGAGUAGGAAGAUGAAGGAUGCUCUUGAAAUGAUUGAUGAACUGGUCAUGGAGAUGAACAAUUUUCACUUCCUACAACAUGCCGAGGUACCAAGCAUCAAUCAUCCGCAAACAUACUCUCAUAUUGAUGAAUCCAAGAUUGUAGGCAGGCAAGAUGAGAAGGAACGAGUGGUGAAGAUAUUGCUUGAGCACUCCGACAAUAGUAGUGAUGAUGCUGAUAAUAAUGUCUUGGUGCUCCCCAUAGUUGGUAUGGGGGGGAUUGGUAAGACUACCCUUGCCCAACUUGUGUACAAUGAUCAGAGGGUGAAGCAUCAUUUUGAGUUGGUCUUAUGGGUCUGUGUCUCUGACAAGUUUGUUAUCGAAGAAAUAAUCAGAUCUAUAAUAGAAGUGGCCAUGAUGAAGAAGUGUGAUUUCACUCAGAUGGAGGCACUGUGAAAGGAACUUUGUGAAGUUUUGGGCAAUAAAAGGUACCUCCUAGUAUUGGAUGGUGUUUGGAGUGAAGAUGGACAAAAGUGGGAGGCCAUGAGAUCAUUGCUAAACUCACAUGCUGGCUUAGGUAGUUCUAUAAUUGUGACAAGCCGAAGCGAUCAAGUUGCUUCUAUCAUGGGCACACUUCCUCCACGUAAAAUAUCACUCCUAAAUGAGGAUCAAUCAUGGGAGCUUUUUCACAGAAACACAUUUGGAAGGGGAGUGGAAAAGCAAGAGGAAUUGAUUUCAAUGGCUAAGAGUAUUGUCGACAAGUGUAAGGGAUUGCCUCUUGCUAUCAAAACCAUGGCAACUUUACUUCAUUCCAAGCAUCACAAUCAGUGGUUUUCUGUUCUGGAAAGUGAUGUCUGGAUGAAUGAUGUACUAGCAACCGGGAUUAUACCUGCACUACAAUUGAGCUAUGAUCACUUGUCAUCGGAAGCAAAAAUAUGCUUUUCCUUUUGUGCCAUUUUCCCCAAAGAUAGCAUGAUGAAUAAGGACACGUUAAUCCAGCUAUGGAUGGCAAAUGACUUUAUUGCAUCAGAAGCAAGAGGCCAACAAAUUUUUGAUGUGCUAGUUUGGAGAUGUUUCCUACAAGAUAUGCAAGUUCAAAACAAUAGAUUCAUCCACCAACCAACUACUUGCAAGAUGCAUGAUCUCAUGCAUGAUCUUGCUGACUCCGUAAGCGGAAAUGAUUGCUCAGUUCUGCAAAAACCUUCAUCAUGUCAAGACAAUCUGCAAGGAUCCACAGAUGCUCGUACAUUACAACAUGAGGUUCGGCAUUUGUCAGUUGAAUAUGUUGAUAAUUAUACCAUUGCAGCCAUGAAAGAAAUUCUAGAUAACCGACCCCGCACACUUUUAAUUGGAAUGAGGUUUAAGCAUCGUCAGGAUUUAACCAACCUUAUGCUUAUGGCGAAGUCAAAAUUCAUAUCUUUACGAGCACUGGAGAUAGACCCAUUCAAGGCACACAUGACAAAUCUGAAGCAUCUUCGUUACCUAGAUUGUUCUUAUUCUAGUAUAUUUGCAUUGCCUGAAGCUGUUACCAUGUUGUAUAGCUUGCAAACGUUGAAGGUCAGUUACUGUAAAUAUCUUGAGAAAUUACCAGAAGGGAUGAGAUAUAUGAGUAGUCUUCGACACAUCUUCCUCAUUCAAUGUGAUAGUCUGAAGUGCAUGCCACAAGGUAUUGGUCAGCUGAAUUUUCUAGUGACAUUAACAAAUUAUGUCAUUGGUAGUGAUGCAGAUCGCGGAAUUGAUCAAUUGAGAGAUCUGAAUCUGGGUGGUGCUCUUUCUUUGACUGAUCUGAGAAAAGUGCAUAGUGCAGAAAAUUCUAAACAAGGCAAUAUGUCUUCCAAGCAUAAUUUGAAACGAUUGUCACUCGACUGGUAUGGACCUUCUAGCAUAAAUGUUGGAUAUGAAGUAGAUACUAAUGCAGAAGGAAUAUUAGAGGCCCUUCGUCCUCACAAAAGGCUUGAAGUUUUAAUGUUGUCCAAUUAUACUGGUGCUAAAUUAUCAUCAUGGAUGAACAACUCUACACUGCUAGAACAUCUCACUGAACUUUCUCUGACUGGAUGCAAGAAUUGCAAGGAUCUUCCACCAUUAUGGCAGCUGCCCUCCCUCGUGAGCUUGUGUUUGAAUUAUUUUGAUAGCUUGGCAAGUAUAUGCAUUGUUAAUCAUGAUACACACAAUGGGGAAUCAUGUAUUUCUCCACCACCUAUUUUUGGUAAAUUGGAAACUAUGGUAGUUUCAAACAUGCCUAAGCUAGAGAGAUGGCACCAAGAGAUGGCAGGACAAGAACCGGAUGUAUCAUUCCCUCGUCUCAAGAAGCUAAAUAUUUCUAAAUGCCCAAUGCUAGCAAGCAUGCCCAAGGUGCUCCCUUUGCUUGAAGAUCUAGUGGCAAGAGACAUUCCCCUUUACCAUCUGAUGAAUCUGUCUGUGCAGUCUAAUCUUGAGUGCAAAGGUUCCAUUGAAGUGGAACCUGCGGUUGGUCAGUUGAUUGUUGAUGACCUUCAUUUUGACCUUCAUUUCUCGAUGUCUAUUGAUUCUUAUGUGUUCCUGAGACUGAGAGGUUUGACGGACAAUGUAGAGCGCUUUCAAGGGGAGUUGAACAAAGUCCCUUCCAGAUUUAUGAAGAACCUGACUAUAAUAGAUUGUGAUGGCCUUUUCUCAUCUGAACCAUGCCAAAUGCAACGAGAUAUAUGGAACCAUUUUGGUUUUGUUGAAGGAAUGUUGGUUUCAUGCAUCAAUAAUAUAGUACAAUGGCCAGCGGCAAAAUUGGGAAACUUGAAUCAUCUUCGAGAUCUACAUUUUUCUGGUUGCUCCAACUUAACUGGUUCACUUACAUCAACAAUAUCUGAUAGGGAAAACAUCCUGCUUCCUCCACUCCAGAGUCUUACAAUUACGGAUUGUGAGAAAUUGUGGGAGGUUCCAAAGUUGCCUCCAUCUCUUGAAAUUUUGUCGAUCUCUUUUUGUCCCAACCUCGUGUCCAUGGCAACAAUUCGGAAUGUCGACAAAUUGAAAGCAUUGAGUGUGCUUGAGUGUGAAGCCCUGGCGACAUUUCCAGAUGGAGAUUAUGGAGUCACUAAACUCGGGACGUUGGAAAUGCAGCGGUGCCCAAGGUUAGAGACACUACCAGAGGGACUCCUGCAGCAGCUCCCAGCCCUCAAGAUGCUAUGGAUCAGAGACUGCCCCAACUUGGAAGAGGAAUUCUCAAGAGGAGGCGCUUACUGGAAUUUUGUUGAAGCAAUUCCAUACAGAUAUGUUGGCGUUCAAGAUCAGUCCAUGGACCCAAGCGCUAAAUGCUUCACUUGCCUUUGAUUGGGAUGACUAUGUCAGUGAUUGUAGGAUUAUUUAUGCGUUCCGGGGGUGAUCCUCCUUCUCAGAAAAAAAAAAGGAUUGAUGUAUUUGUUCAGUCCGUUAAUUACGUAUGUACAUGUCAAAACUCAAAAGCACUUUUGUCUAUGUAAAUAUUUUUUUCAUUCAUGUUUUUUCAGGUACCCUCUACAACUUGUUAUUAGUU